UUAUGAAUUAAGGUUCGUACUGUUUAGUGUUGGAAGGAUUUGAAUGGGUUUGUUUGCGGUUUCAAUUCAGGUUUAUAUGUUCUGUAAGUAGGUUUGGUCGGCGAUGCAGUGCAGUACAGAGACACAGUCGUCUCUUGGUUUUGGUGGGACACGGCGGUGGUGGCCAGAGUUGGGUGUGGUACAAGCCGGGUGAUGGAUAGGAGAGAAUUCAUCGGCCGACGGCGAUCGUUUCAUGGCUGUGCAUUCUUACUGAUUACUUGGCUGGGGAUGCAGUGUGCUGGACUUGUACUGUGUGGAGCCAAUGGAGUUGAAACUCUUUCAAUAAAGUGUUACGACACAUGGCGUUUCCAGUGCUACCCCGAGCCAAUCACAGUACAUUUCAACUCCAUCGCCAUGGAAGUACAAGAGGAUUUGGAGGCCUUGAAGAAGAGGAGCACUGCCAAAGGGGCAUUUUCCCGUAAGGUAACACUCUUCAAGAAAGGACUGGCAAGAGGAGAUAGUCGUGGAGUCGUAGAGACAUUCUAUAACGCAGUGAAUAAAAGCUUUGAUGUUUUGGAAAUGAAGUGUGAUGAUUUGAUUACAUUUAUAAAUGAUAAUGCCUUAGAUGAUUGUGUCGUAGAGGAAAUAGAACACUACAUUUUAGACUGUGAAAGAAUUAGAAAUUAAGUGUACGUUGAGUUCAAUGGAAUAGCUGGUACUCGUGCAUCGUGUGUGACAAGUAACCCAAAGAUGAAGGUGAAAGCGUUUGAACCACCGAAAUUUGAUGGAAAUCUAAGAUGUUACCCGAACUUUAAAGAUGACUUCACUAAAUUGGUUAAAGCUAGUUAUGGGGAAGAUCCAUAUGCUUUGAGAAUGUGCUUAGAAGGGGAAGCCCUACAAACUGUAAGAGGUGCAGAAGGUGAUUUUCAUGAAAUAUUCAUGAAAUUGGAUGAGAAGUAUGGGAAUCCAAGGAAAAUAGUUGAUCUGGUAACAAGUGAUUUAAGGUCGUUGAAAAGAAUAGCAGAAGGGGAUACCAAGGGAUUUAUCAACAUGGUAAACAAGGUUGAACAGUGCUGGUUUGACUUAAAACGAGUUAAUUUAUCUACAGAACUUAGUACUGCUAAUGUAGUGAGCCACAUUGAGAAAAUUCUACCAACAUUGCAGAAGAGGGAAUGG
Molecule: messenger RNA, 1155 nt
Organism: Portunus trituberculatus (swimming crab)
Lineage: Eukaryota; Metazoa; Arthropoda; Malacostraca; Decapoda; Portunidae
Exons: 3
Coding region: 193-666 (157 amino acids)
Source: RefSeq, a predicted model, not a curated record